Molecule: messenger RNA, 877 nt
Organism: Phragmites australis (common reed)
Lineage: Eukaryota; Viridiplantae; Streptophyta; Magnoliopsida; Poales; Poaceae
Product: heavy metal-associated isoprenylated plant protein 30-like
Exons: 3
Coding region: 1-681 (226 amino acids)
Molecular function (GO): metal ion binding
Source: RefSeq, a predicted model, not a curated record
AUGCAGGGAUUACAUUCCGUGAUAUUCUUCCGGGCAAGAACCUGUAUAAAACCGGGCCACAUGUUGCACCAUUUCGUGUGCUCGAAACCACACAUGGCGGACGUGGUCUCUGACGUGUUCCUGUCCUUUUUCUGCUGCUGCUUCUACCAUCCCGGCGGCCACCGCGGCGUCGGCAGGCAGCACCACAGCAACGGCCACUCGGUGCCCGCCGGCGGCAGCGCCGCGUAUCACCACCGCGGAGCCGGGGUUACCGCCCGCCGGAGCAGGCCCGUGUCUCUGCAGACUGUGGAGCUCAAGGUGCGGAUGUGCUGCGAAGGCUGCGAGCGAGUUGUCAGACACGCUCUCCAAAACCUCCGAGGGGUGGACAGCGUGGAGGUGGACGUGCCGAUGGAGAAGGUGGCGGUGACGGGGUACCUGGACCGGGGGAAGGUGCUGCGCAAGGUGCGACGGAGCGGGAAGAAGGCGGAGUUCUGGCCGAGCGGCGGCACGCCGAUGCGGUUCACGUCCCCCAGGAGCUACUUCCGCGACGCGGCCUCGUACCGCGAGGGCUACAACUACCGGCGCCACGGGUACAGCAACGGCGAUCGGCACGCCCGCAUGCGCGAGCCAGCCCGCGGCGCCGACCCCAUCGGCAACCUGUUCAACGACGACGAUGUCAACGCCGCCUGCCGGAUCAUGUGAUGAUGGUGUUGCCGUUAUUUUGUUUUUGAUCUGCCUUUUGGGAACUGUUUGAUUUUUGGUCUGGACUUAGCCCAAUAGAUGAUGAGAUGACUCAACAAGCCAUAGAGAGCUUGUAGGCUACUGAACAUCAUGGAACAUGGUCCGUGAUGCUUGCUCUUAUUUUUUUAUAGGGCUGAAAUUAUAUUAAAUUUUGAAG